This is a messenger RNA of Lotus japonicus, 4278 nucleotides long. RefSeq lists its product as uncharacterized. The coding region runs from base 1 to 2826 and encodes 941 amino acids. Gene Ontology annotation, biological process: regulation of transcription by RNA polymerase II. Gene Ontology annotation, cellular component: nucleus. NCBI's taxonomy places the organism in Eukaryota, Viridiplantae, Streptophyta, Magnoliopsida, Fabales, Fabaceae. The transcript has 13 exons. The record is from RefSeq and is a predicted model, not a curated record. Gene Ontology annotation, molecular function: protein binding; transcription coregulator activity; double-stranded DNA binding.
AUGAACCCAACCUUAGUCGCAGUGGUCACUUACAAGGGCGACCUAGGAUGGUGCAAGGUGGGAGACACUACAUGGAAAGGCUAUCACACAAGUGAUAAGUUCUACUCCAACGUGGUUUUUCAUGAUAACAAGCUUUAUGCUGUAGAAAGAGGUGGUUUAAAGGUGAACAUGUUCAAGUAUGAUCAGGGAGUUCUUGUUCAGGUUGGUAGUGUGGAAUCCACCAACCCGAUUGAACAUAUCCCUGAUUUCUCAAGACCCAUUAGGUCCUAUUGCUUGAUUGUUUACUUGGUGGAGUGCGGAGGGAAGGUUUAUGUUGUGAAGAGAUUUUCCGAUGACACCAAAUUUCAUACACCAACUAUAAACUUUAUUAUUUUUGCGGUUGAAGAAAUUUGCUCCAUGCCUCGGUUGGUGAAGGUGGAGAAUUUGAAUGAUCAUGUUUUGUUUGUGGCUAACCUUAACAUUGAAUGUAUUGAUGUGAAGUAUUGUUCAAAGUUUCAGCGCGACAGCAUAUACUUCACUUGCAACUCUGAAAGCUCGUUCACUACUGAAGUGGGACUCUUUUUGGAUGAUUCCUGGAAUUUGGCAGAGCUUGAAGAGAUACUACAAGAAGCAAAGCAGCGUUGGCUUCGAUCAGCUGAGAUAUGCAAGAUACUUUGCAAUUAUCAGAGGUUUGAAUUAACAUCUGCUCCACCUGUUAGGCCUCCAGCUGGAUCAGUAUUCUUAUUUGAUCGAAAAGCACUUCGUUACUUUCGCAAGGAUGGUCAUCGGUGGAGGAAGAAAAAAGAUGGGAAGACCAUAAGAGAAGCUCAUGAAAAGUUAAAGGCUGGUAGUGUGGAUGUCUUGCAUUGUUACUAUGCCCACGGUGAGGAUAAUGAAAACUUUCAACGAAGAAGUUAUUGGAUGCUUGAUGAGCAGCUAGAGCACAUUGUCCUGGUGCAUUAUCGAAAAGUUAAAGAGGGCUGCAAGUCUGGCAUCACAAAAUUGCCUGUAGUUCCAGUAACCUUGGUUGGUAGCUCUCGAAGUGGUUCAGCGCCUUUCUCUAACAAAAUCAGCUCACCAACAUGUGUUGUUCAAACAUCUUUGACACCAACUGCAAAUAAAGAUGAUCUGAAUGGACAAGCUUCGGAGUAUGAGGAAGACAACUCACUGAAUGGUCCUCAUGCUCAACCUAUCAGCAAUCCCAUGCCACACAGUGCACCACAGCUUGCAGAUGAAGCCACUGGGUUACUGAGGAAUCCCAUUAUGUCAUCAUGGACAUCUUCUCUCCCUAACUUUUCUCAUGGGAAUGGCUUGUCUCCCUUGGGAUUAAUUCAGAAUUCUGGCCUAAAUACUGUUUGUAUCCAUGACAAACAACUUCAUGUUGAAGGAUCGAUUGAUGGCCCGGAAGUGGACUUCACUGUUCUUAAACUAGGCAAUUCAAGGUUAGAUGCAGUUUGCAAAAUGCAAGAUCACAUGAUUUCCAAAGAUAGGCUCAUCACCGACGUGUAUAUCCAGCCUGUUACAGGAGCUUCAAAAACUGUUAAUCAGGUGUACCUCGAGUACAGGGAGAGCUAUUCACCUGAGUAUGAAGCAGAAAGCCUUAACAUCCUUUUUACGUUGGAUUCAUUAGGCCCUUGCCUUUCCCAGGAACAACUAUUUAGUAUCCAUGACUUUUCUCCAGAUUGGGCAUAUGCUGGUGUUAGAACAAAGGUGUAUGACUUAGGCUUGUUUCAUUCCUGUAUCAUUACAUUUCUAUUUACUCUUCAGAGAAAUGAAAUUAUAUUGUAUAUGCAACACGUGAGUCUUGCUUUUCGAUACUUCAAAUUUCUUUUCCAUCUAUACUGUAAAUGCAUAUGCCUUAUGUCAUGCCGUUGGAAUGUGCAUCCGUGCUCUGUUCUAUGUUCCCUCCCUUUCAGAGAAGAAACUGUGAUUGUGCUAGUCAAAUUAGGUGCGGCCCCAGGUGCCGUUCAGGAUCCAACAUCAGCAUUUCCUCGAGGACAUACAGCAGCUGAUUUAGCUUCAAGUAGAGGACAUAAAGGCAUUGCCGGGUAUUUGGCUGAGGCAGAUCUGAAAAGUCAAUUAUCUAUAUUAAGUACUGUCAAUGAAAAUGAAAUGUACAACAUCGUCACAACCACAGAAGCUGACAAUGCUUUUGAGACUGCAGAAGGUGACUCGCCUAAUAUGACAAUGGAUGAGCAGCAUUGUAUGAAAGAGUCACUCGUUGCUUUACGAAAAUCAGCUCAUGCAGCUGCUUCAAUCCAAGCAGCCUUUAGAGCAAGAUCAUUCUGUCAGAGACAAUUAGCCAAAAGUAGCAGUGAUAAUUCUGAAGCAGUACUUGACCUGGUUGCUGAUUCUUUGAACAAGGUUCAGAAUAUGGGUCACUUUGAGGAUUAUUUACAUUUUGCAGCUUUAAGGAUUCAAAAGAGAUAUCAUGGGUGGAAAGGAAGAAAAGAUUUCUUGAAAAUACGCAACCGCAUCAUAAAAAUUCAGGCUCAUAUUAGAGGACACCAAGUCCGCAAGCAGUACAAAAAAGUUGUUUGGUCUGUUAGCAUUGUGGAAAAGGCAAUACUGCGCUGGAGACGGAAAGGAGCUGGUCUACGAGGAUUCCGGAUUGGGCAGCCAUUUGGCAUCGUGGGAAAAGAUGCUGAGAAAAGUGAUGAGUAUGAUUUUCUUAGCAUUGGGCGGAGACAGAAAUCAGAUGAUGUAAAGAAAGCUCUGGAUAGAGUGAAGUCCAUGGUCCGAAGCCCGGAGGCACGCGAUCAAUAUAUGAGGCUUAUCAUGAAAUAUCAGAAUUCUAAGGUUGAUGAUGGUGGAAGCAGCCCAUCACAACAUGUUGAUAGAGUCUAAGAAGAGAACAGGAACUUGAGUGGUGGCACUUUUUUUAGGCUUAAUCCAGUUUUUGGUCCCUAACCUUUGGCAUAAAUAUGGCUUUAGUCCCUCGCCGGAGCAAAGGUGGGGAUUGGUCCCCAAUUUUUUGCAAAAUAGUUGGCUUUGAUCCUUCCGGCCGGUUGGGUCAACGCCGGAGCUCCGGCAGCCCAUGUGGCAUGGCCACGUCAAUUAAUGAGCUGAUGUGGAUUUUUUUCUUUUUCUUUUAAAAUAUUAAAAAAAUAUAAUUAAAUAAAAAUUAAACACAAUUUUUUUAAUGAUGAUCUUCCUCAUAAAGGUUAUGAACUACUAAACUCUUAAGUUCUUUAACAAUUAUGCAACAACAACUUCAUCUCUACCUCUGUUCAUCUUUAUCAACAUCAACAUCUUCUUUACAACCCAGAAUACAACAGAGAGGGAAUUACAAGAAGAAAACAGAGACAGAAGUAACAGAUAAUAGGCUAGAAAAAAUGAUUAGAACGAAGCCACAAAAUUUGAGCAUCCAAUUGCCCCAAAUUACCAACACAUAUACAUCAGGUCCACCAACACUAAAUCAACCCCACGAAACAACUCCCACCCAACCAAAUACUUGACAACCUUAAUAUGCUGAUAAUUCAUUGCCACAAAUAAUCAACCGCAACACCUCAGCUUCAUCAACAACGUGAACACCUUCAAGGCCUAGGAUCCAAAUUAGCAAUUUUGUACAACAAACGCCAUGAACCACACCUGUAAGAGCCAUACGAAAUAACCUGCACUUGCUUCCAGUGAUUGCAAGUGUACCAGCGGCUGGGAAACCCACUCAAAUAAAGAGUACCUGAAUUCUCCACAUCAACAUCUUCUUCUUCACCCCCACCUCCCACGCUCUCUCUCACCCUCACCCCCAACCCCAACCCCAAUCUCUUCUCCCUUUCAGAAAUUAAAAUCCUUCAACCCAAAAUCUCAAAACCCAGAAAACAGCCUUAACCUAGAAAACCUGAAGUUGCUGCACCUUCCACAUCCCAACCCAGAAAACCACUAUUUUCUCUGCCAUAGACCAACCCAGAUCCAGAUCCAGAAACACUUCCCUCACCCAGCUCUCUUCCUUGUCCUCUCACUUUGAACCUAAAUCUGAUAUCAACCCAAAAGCUUAACCUUAGAGCCAUAUUUGCCUCCAAGCUUUAGAGCUUCCAUCUAUCUGCCUCUGAAUCGUGAUCACACACGGUGAAGGCCCAGCUGCUCACCAACCACGUGACCAACACCCCUGUGAAACGAAGACCGACCCAGAAAUCGCACCCCAACCCAAAAAUCCUCACCCAAAACAAAACCGAGAAGGAAAUAGGGAGAGAAAAUGAUAGGAAGAUUGAUACAUCACGCAUGAAGAAGAAAGGAUCUAGGGAUUUGAAGGUGGUGGUGUGGUUGGGGAGUUCUAGGGUUUAGUUUGGUGAGGGAGAGAUU